Rhinichthys klamathensis goyatoka is the source of this 2723-nucleotide messenger RNA. RefSeq names its product long-chain-fatty-acid--CoA ligase ACSBG2-like. Lineage: Eukaryota; Metazoa; Chordata; Actinopteri; Cypriniformes; Leuciscidae. Gene Ontology annotation, molecular function: long-chain fatty acid-CoA ligase activity. The record is from RefSeq and is a predicted model, not a curated record. The transcript has 14 exons. Bases 49 to 2187 code for a protein of 712 amino acids. Gene Ontology annotation, cellular component: endoplasmic reticulum; membrane.
UUUUGUAAAUAAUUUUACUUUUUUUUGGUCAUUUUAAGACUCUGUACAAUGUCUGCUGAUGAGUGUAUACCACCCGGUGAUUCCAAGGAAAUUCCUGUCUCUGGAAAUGGUUCUGUUAAAACUGAGGAAUAUCAGACUGUAGCACUCCAUGACUCCAAAAACCACCCAAAUGGAAAUUGUUCAUUCUCUGUAAAGAGUAACACAGACGAUGAACCGGCUAUACCAUUGAAGAAUGAAGAUGUGCGUCUCGCUCCAGCCGAGGAGCUGUGGAGCACAGUCAGAGACAAGGCUGUCAAACUGAGGAUGAACGCUUCAGAACUCAGCUCAGAACCUCCCAUGACGGUCCAUCAGAUGUUCAUGGCUACAGUGCAGAAGUACGGAGACUCUCCCGCUCUCCGUGCGAAGAAAGACGGAGCAUGGGUCACCCUGACCUAUAAGGAGUACUAUCAACAUUCAAGAGCGGCAGCCAAAAGCUUUCUGAAGCUUGGCCUGGAGCGAUUCCAUGGUGUCGGUAUUCUGGGCUUCAAUUCUCCUGAAUGGUUUAUAGCAGAUGUCGGAUGUAUCCUAGCAGGGGGACUGGCCACUGGCAUCUACACCACUAACUCUCCAGAGGCCUGCCAGUAUGUUGCUGAUAACUGUGAAGCUAAUGUUCUGGUGGUUGAAAACAACAAGCAACUGAUCAAAAUCCUCCAGGUGAGGGAUCAGCUGCCACAUUUGAAGGCUAUUGUUCAGUACAAGGAUGAACUGGAUCAGAAGUUACCAAACUUAUAUACAUGGGCUGAAUUUAUGAAGUUGGGGGAGAAUGUCCCUGAUGCUGAGCUGGAUGCGCUGAUAGACAGUCAAAAGGCCAAUGAGUGCUGCACAUUAAUAUACACCUCAGGCACCACAGGGAAUCCCAAAGGAGUCAUGCUCAGCCAUGAUAAUAUCACAUGGACAGCCAAUUCAGCGGGUCACAUGGUCCGGCUGAAGAUGGCUGAGGAGGAAGUGGUUAGCUACUUGCCCCUGAGUCAUGUGGCAGCCCAAGUCCAAGACAUGUGGAUCUGCAUGAGGUUUGCCGCCGUCACCAAUUUCGCCGAUCCAGAUGCCCUGAAGGGCUCCCUGGCCAACACGCUGAGAGAGGUGCGUCCCACGAGCUUCUUGGGAGUUCCCAGAGUGUGGGAAAAAAUGCAAGAAGCAAUGAAAGCCGUUGGUGCAAAGUCAUCAGUCAUGAAGAAGAAGAUUGGCGAUUGGGCAAAGGGAAUCGGACUUCAAGCGAGCUAUAAUGCCAUGAAUGGUGAUUAUUCAGUGCCUUGGGGCUUCACCUUGGCCAAUCAUCUGGUUUUCAAGAAUGUGCUCAAAGCUCUGGGUCUUGACCGCUGUAAAGCCUGUUACACCGGUGCAGCUCCCAUUACCAAAGACACACUGGAGUACUUCAUGAGCCUUCACAUCCCUGUCUUUGAGCUGUACGGCAUGAGCGAGAGCACUGGACCUCACUCCAUCUCCUGUGCUGAGGGUUAUCGCAUUAUGAGCUGUGGUAAGGUGUUGACAGGCUGCAAAACCAAGUUAGAUAAACCAGAUAGUGAUGGAAAUGGUGAGAUCUGUUUCUGGGGAAGGCAUGUGUUCAUGGGAUACCUGAACAUGCCAGACAAGACUGAGGAGGCAUUGGAUGAAGAAGGGUGGCUCCACUCAGGAGACCUGGGCAAACAUGACAGCAAUGACUUCCUGUUCAUCACUGGCAGAAUAAAAGAAUUAAUCAUUACUGCCGGUGGAGAAAAUAUACCACCCGUCCCUAUUGAGGACGCCCUAAAGGAGGAGGUGUCAAUCAUCAGCAAUAUCAUGUUGGUUGGAGACAAAAAGAAGUUCCUUGCUAUGCUACUUACACUCAAAUGCAACACUGAUGACAAUGGAGAACCCACAGAUGAACUGACACCACUAGCGGUGGAGUUUUGUCGGCAGCAUGGUGUAAUUGCCAGCAAUGUCUCAGAGAUCAUUAGCAAAAAAGAGCCAGCCAUUUACAAAGCCAUCCAGGAGGGCGUAGACCGCGUGAACGCCAAAGCGACAUCCAAUGCCCAGAGAGUCCAGAAGUGGACCCUCCUUCCACGAGACUUCUCCAUAUCUGGCGGAGAACUUGGUCCAACCAUGAAGCUCAAAAGGCCUGUCGUCAGUAAAAUGUAUCAAGAAGAAAUCAACAAAUUUUAUGGUGAAUAACAGAAGAACCCAAAUGAAAAUGUGGGAAUUAAACGCAAGACUACACUGGAUCAUAUUCUUUUGCCAUUGUUCAGUAAUUUGUAUUUUGCUCACUCCAAUGGGCCUCAGUCAAACUUUACACCGACCAUUUUAUACCAAUACAUUCAUUACCUUCUAUAAAUGGUCAAUUAAUACGUUUUCAAAUCUAUCUAUUUGUCAUUAGAACUGGUUAUGUAUAUUCUGUACAAUGUAUGAAAUUGGAGUUGAUUGUAUGUGAUAUUACUGUGCGCAUUACUGUUAAUCUAAGAUCUUUGAAGAAGUUCAGUGAAAAUGUCUAGAAACAGGCUUAGAUUGAGUGAUAUGUACAAGGUUAAUAUUGUUGCUUGCACACUGAGUGUUGUUUGUACGUCAAACAGUUACAGUGUAACUGUAAAGAUACAGAUAUGUUUGUCUUCUUAUCACUGUUCAAAUUUCACCCAGCACAUUUAAUAUUUAUGAGAGUGGAGGGUGUCAGCGUAUGUUGGAAUAUAAGUGAAUAAUAUAUUGGAACUCCAUAA